This is a messenger RNA of Sclerotinia sclerotiorum 1980 UF-70, 549 nucleotides long. RefSeq lists its product as hypothetical. The transcript has a single exon. NCBI's taxonomy places the organism in Eukaryota, Fungi, Ascomycota, Leotiomycetes, Helotiales, Sclerotiniaceae. Bases 1 to 549 code for a protein of 182 amino acids. The record is from RefSeq and is a predicted model, not a curated record.
AUGAUUCCUUGCAACUUUUGUCGUGAGAAUGAGCUUCGCUGUGUAAAGGAUCUAAGUAAUUCUGAGCGAACACGUUGUUCUGAGUGUAUGCGGGCUCGUCGUUCUUGUGAUGCCGAGUUUGCUUUAUCUGAUGACUGGGAUAGAGAGGUUCCUCGCGAAGGUGAUUGGGAAGCUCUUGAUCGACAUGAGGAGAAGUUAGAUCGAGAGGAGGAGGCAACCAUGUCGAAGUUACUCCGUCUGCGAAAACAAAGGAAAUUUAUAAAAGAGCGUCGCAAACGCAUGGCUGAUAGAGGUCUUAAGUACCUGGAUGAGCUUGAUGCUUUGGAAGAGAGAGAGAAAUUGGAGAAUGAACGUGUGGAAAGAGAGAAGGAACAAGCAGGUACUGGUUCGUCAAUGCCUGUUGCGGUUAAUUCGAAUGUGUUGGAUAAUUUCGAUCCUUCUUCUUUCCUGAGUCUCUCAGAACCCUUUUCGUUUCAGAAUUCUUCGGGUCCUUUUUGGGGAGAUCCGGAUAGCGUUGGUGAAAUGCCUCCAACUUCUCAGGGCAGCUAA